CUGUGUUGUCAUUUUUUGUAUUCUGUGGUAUGUAAGGUGUAUUGUGGGAGUUGUAAGCACGUGGUGUGUAAUUGAGUUUUAGUAAUGUCGUUUUUCAUAAGAAAAGGUACUAAUAUAAAACCAAAUGAAGGACGUAAUGAAAAAUAUAUCAGAAAAAGAGAUAAACGGAAAAAGAGCGAAUCAGGCCAACAUAAACGGAAGAGGAAGGCAGCUGAGAACGGUGAUUUGAUUAUGCAUCCGUCGUCAUUAAAUAACGAAGAGAUAGAAAGCGACUUUGAAGAUGAGAUUCCCCAGAAUAAUACAUCACACAGAAAUGUACAUUUCGAGUCAGACGAUGAUGCAGGAGAAACAGCACAGGAUAAAAAAGUUCGUUUGGCUAAACUUUACCUGGACGAAAUCAAGAGAGAGGAGCUCGAACGAGCAGAAACAGAUGUUAUUGACAAAGAUGUAAUUGCCCAUCGUUUGAAAGAAGACUACCUAGAACAAAGUGGUAAGCUAAAAAGGUCUACUGCAGAUACUUAUGUGGGGUUUGACAGUAAUGGGAUGCAAUUUCUGCGGUGCAAGGAGCAUAAACUUGCCAUCACAUGCCUCGUCAUAUCUUCAGACAAUAAGUUUGUGUAUUCCUCAUCCAAAGAUUGUGGAAUUGUAAAGUGGUCUUUAGCAGAAAGACGUAAAGUAAACACCAUACCGAGGAUGCAAAAAGGCCCUGCAGAUGUGGAUAAUGGCCAUACAGCAACAGUGCUGUGCCUUGCGAUUUCUUCAGAUAGCCACUUUCUUGCUUCAGGUGGUGAAAAUAGAGUGAUACAUAUUUGGCAUCCUGCCACACUGCAACAUCUUCAUGCGUUUAAGGGUCAUAAUGGUGCUGUUAGUGGCCUGGCCUUUAGAAAAGGAACUCAUCAGUUGUUCAGUGUGUCUACAGACAAAGCAGUUAAAAUAUGGAGCCUGGAUGAGAUGGCAUAUGUAGAAAGUUUAUUUGGUCAUCAGACAGGAAUCACAAGUGUGGAUGUCUUGUCAAGAGAACGGGCUAUAACAUCUGGAGGCAGGGACCAUACAAUUAGGAUAUGGAAAGUAGUGGAAGAAUCACAGUUAAUUUACAGUGGGCAUAUAGGUAGCAUUGAUACAGUGAAACUCAUCAAUGAAGAAUAUUUUCUUUCAUGUGGUGAUGAUGGGCAAUUGUGUAUGUGGGGAACUAAAAAGAAGAAACCUCUAUGCACAGUAGAUUUUGCUCAUGGUGUUUCUGCACAGAAUGGGGAACCAAAUUGGAUCUCUAGUAUUGCCACAAUAACAAAUACCGAUUUAGUUGCUUCUGGUUCACAAGAUGGAUGCAUUAAACUCUGGAAAUGUGGCAAUGGUUUUCGAUCACUCAGUCCUGUCCUAAAUAUUCCUGUUGUAGGUUUUGUUAAUGCGAUGUCAUUUACUUCAGAUGGAAAUUACCUUAUUGUUGGUGUUGGUCAAGAACACAGACUUGGUCGGUGGUGGAAGAUAAAAGAAGCAAAAAAUGGAAUUCUGAUUAUCCCUUUAACAAGGAAACAAUAAUAGAGUUCCUUGAAUAUCUGUUUUUAUCUCAGAUGUAAGCUUUAGAAGAGCCAAAUAUGUGUGAUUGUGACUGAAAAUAUUAAUUUCACCAAUACACUUGAGGGCCUUAUGCUGAUUGAAUUUCUCUUUGUUUCCUGUGGCAUAUUAGGGAUGCAGUCCAGGAAAAGGUGAUAGAUGCUUUUACCCCAAGUUGUUAUUUAAAUUAUCUAUGGUAGUGUUGCCAAUCAUGUGAUACAUUUGUCUGAUUCCCAAUCACUGAAAUGAGGAAUGGAGCCUUAGCAGUACAUGUUGGUCCUGUGCAUCCAGCUAUUAUCAAGUACUGACUUUAUUCUCAAUUGGCAUUUUUACUUUCAUAGUAAUUUAAUUUAACCUAAUAGCUUGUUUAAAUAUUAAUAUAUUUGAUUAUUAAGUUGUAUUUAGACAUGAAAGUAUGAAGAAAUAAUUUGUCAUGAUCUGUGUGAAUGUCAAGACAUGUGAAGUGCUGAUUAUGUAAUAGGAGUAACAAUGAUACAUUUACAGUAUGUGGUGUAAAUACAUGUUCCCCAUACUGUAUGGCUCAUAAGCUUAGUGGUAUUUCAAUAUGGUAAUGGUUUUGUUGUAUUGAAAUGUAGCUUUAAUUUAUAAGCACAAUUUCUUUAGUGAAGGAGAAAAGAUUUUUUUGUGGGCACUCUGUCAUAACUUCUAAUUCAUGGAUCCUGUUACAUUUUUAUUAUAUUUUGUGUGGAAGACCCAUGCUAAAAAAUUCUAUCAGUAUAUGAAUUCAGUCAUUGCUGGAUAAUUUGUUAUGCAAACACGUUUUUGCAAUUAUCUCAUUAAGUAUACUGAAUUCUAAACUAAUAACAUUUUAUGUAGCAUAUUUCCGCAAUGAUAGGGUACAGUGACAUGCUGUUUUGGACACAGCAACAAUACUUGCUAUAGUGAUAUUUUCUGGUCCUUGAUAAAAUUCUUUCAGCUUACUUUAAGAACUUCAUAUGUUCAAUUCAUAUCAUUUAAGAGUAUUUAGAUGUUUCCUGCCAAAUAAUGUUCUUUAGUUGUGCUCAAAUACCAUGUAAAUACUACUGUUAGUAGGACCACUAGCAACAAAUUUAAAACUUUGUAUGCCAUCAUUAAAUACAGGCUUCAAGACAGUUAUAGUAUUCUGGAAAAUUCAGUGAUUCAGACAUGAGGGUUUGAAAGUAAGUUAACAAUAUAGUGUGUACUGUAUUUCCUAAUACACAGAAACAUUAUGUGAACCCAUUAUAAAAGUCUUUAUAAUAAACAAACAUUUGAUUGUA
Messenger RNA from Zootermopsis nevadensis, 2810 nucleotides. RefSeq names its product U3 small nuclear riboprotein factor 55K (gene U3-55K). Lineage: Eukaryota; Metazoa; Arthropoda; Insecta; Blattodea; Termopsidae. The record is from RefSeq and is a predicted model, not a curated record. Gene Ontology annotation, cellular component: small-subunit processome. Gene Ontology annotation, molecular function: U3 snoRNA binding; protein binding.